Molecule: messenger RNA, 3350 nt
Organism: Pollicipes pollicipes
Lineage: Eukaryota; Metazoa; Arthropoda; Thecostraca; Pollicipedomorpha; Pollicipedidae
Product: DNA-directed RNA polymerase, mitochondrial
Exons: 21
Coding region: 198-3350 (1050 amino acids)
Biological process (GO): mitochondrial transcription
Cellular component (GO): mitochondrial DNA-directed RNA polymerase complex
Molecular function (GO): mitochondrial promoter sequence-specific DNA binding; protein binding; DNA-directed RNA polymerase activity
Source: RefSeq, a predicted model, not a curated record
CCGGCGAGGCGCUCUCGGACGCCCUGCGCGUCUCGCCGCUGGGCUGCUUCGAGCCGGCUGUGGGCGAGGAGGCCGAGGAGGCGGACGAGGACGCGGCGGCUCUGGAUCUCAGCCGCAAACUGCAGCGCAAGAAGGAACGCGCCAGUCAGCCGCGCCCGGGGGCUCGACAGAAGGUGGCUGCCGCCAAGCUGUUGGAGAUGCAGAAGGCCGGCAAGCAGGCCAGCUUCCUCUCCAGCCUGCACUGCUACCUGGAAGUUUGUGUGAACAGCGGCCUGGUGAACAGGGCCUACAACACGCUGCUGUACUACCGCAACCUCAGCCGCAACUUCCACCGCACCACGGACGUGCGGGACGUGCGGCUCCACAACACGCUGCUGGCUGGCUUCGCCAAGAAGGGCCAGCUGGACCGCGUCUCGGACGUGCUGAAGGUGAUGCGCGACGACCUGGUGGCGCCAGACGCCGAGAGCUACGCGCUGGUGUUCCAGUGCCUGGGCCGGCAGCCGAAGACGACGGAGAACGUCCGGUUUGCCCGCGGUCUGCUUCAGGAGAUGGACGAGGCGGGUGUCCGUCUGAGGGACGCCAACGGUCUGUCGCUGGGUGGAACCAACCGCGCGCUCGCCCUCAAAGCGCUGAGCUGGGCCGACCAGGGCCGGGCCCGCGCCUGGCCCACCACCCCCGUCCACUACGACUGCUCGCUGCUGACCCACCUCAACGCUGACCUGGACACGCAUCAGGUGGAGUCGCCGGCUCUGGGUGUGAAGCUGGAGCGGCCGUACAGCGAGCUGGCUCGAGAGCAGAUCAGCAACGAGCUGGCCGGCACCGUCACCGUGGCGAGCGUGUACCGCCCGAGCGAUGAGCCGCUACCCCGCUCCAGGGAGCACAGUAACGCCUACAUGUCCCGCCUGGAGGCCGACUGGGAGAAGAGCCUGACGGCCGGCUUCCACCGCAACCUGGGACCCGUGCGCCAGCAGUACCACAGCAACCAGAUGAGCCGCUGCAUCAGCCUCUACCCCUACCUCACCGGCAUGGAGGUGCGCGAGUACGUGCGCCUGAUGAUGACGGAGAUCCAGGGUCACCUGUCCAACUCGGCCCAGCAGCUGCUGGGCAGGAGCUCGCUGCAUCGUCGGCUCGGCGAACUCGCCAUGAAGCGGUACCAGAGCCACGUGAAGCAGAGCUCGGGUCUGGUGGACCGUCUGAUGGAGGUGUACGGUGUGUACCUGGACUGGUACGGUCGGGCCGAUGCCCCAGGCUACACGCCUCGGCAGCGCUGGAGCCGCGUGGUGGCCGAGCACCGCUCAACCACAGACCUGGAGUACCGCGACAGAGGCUGGUCUCCCGUUAUCAUCAGCAGCAUCGGACAGUUCCUCUACAAGCUGAUCCUGCACGACGUGAAGAUUGACCCCAGCAUCACCAAGCUUGCCCGUCUUACCGAGCACCCGAUCCCGGCGUUCUACACGGUGUUCCGCCAGGACGGCGCCCGUCACCGGGAGGUAGUAAAGCCGCACCCGGCGCUGGCGCGCCUGUACCGGGCCACGCGCCGCCACCAGAUCACGUUCGACACGAACCUGGUGCCGAUGGUGUCGCCGCCGCUGCCCUGGGUGUCGGCGCGCUCCGGCGGCUACCUCAUGUCCUCGUCGCCGCUGAUGCGCAUCAGGGCGUCUGGCCAGGCGAGCUCGCAGCUGAAGCGGCUGGAGGAGACGCCCACCCAGCAGCUGUAUCCGGUGCUGGACUCGCUGAACCAGCUGGGAGCCGUCCCCUGGAUCAUCAACCAGCAGGUGCUGGACGUCGUGCUGCACUUAUUCAACAACAACGGCUGUGCCGAGCUGGACAUCCCGGCGCCGGUGACGCAGCUGCCGCCGCUGCCUACGCUGGACAGCACCAUGACGCCCGCCGAGAAGCACCAGGUGAAGCAGCAGCGGGCUCAGAUGAGUCGCCGAAAAGCGGAGCAGUUCAGCCUCUGGUGCGACGCGCUCUACAAACUCAGUCUGGCCAAUCACUUUCGCGAGCGCGUGCUGUGGCUGCCACACACGGUGGACUUCCGCGGGCGCGCCUACCCCUGCCCGCCCCACCUCAGCCACCUGGGCUCCGACCUGUCGCGCUCGCUGCUCAAGUUCGCCCGGGGCAAGCCGCUCGGUCAGAAGGGGCUCGACUGGCUCAAGGUGCACCUGAUAAACCUGACGGGCGUGAAGAAGCGGGAGCCGACGUCGGAGCGGCUGCGCUACUGCGACGAGGUUCUGGACGACGUUCUGGACUCGGCCGACCGGCCGCUGACGGGCCGAGGCUGGUGGCGGCGCUCGGAGGAGCCGUGGCAGACGCUGGCCUCCUGUCAGGAGCUGGCCGCCGCGCUGCGCUCGGCCGAGCCGACCGCCUUCGUCAGCCACCUGCCCGUCCACCAGGACGGCUCCUGUAACGGGCUGCAGCACUACGCGGCGCUGGGCCGCGACACGGCCGGCGCUGCCAGCGUCAACCUGGCGCCGGCCGACCGGCCGCAGGACGUCUACAGCGGCGUGGCCGUGCUGGUGGAGCAGCAGCGCCAGAAGGACGCCAGCGAGGGCCUGCCGAUCGCGGCCGCGCUCGACGGCUUCGUGCGCCGCAAGGUCGUCAAGCAGACGGUCAUGACCACCGUGUACGGCGUCACACGCUACGGCGCUCGCCUGCAGAUCGCCAAACAGCUCAACAAUAUCCCGGACUUCCCGAAAGAGCACGUGUGGCAGGGCUCCCUCUACCUGGUGACGCGCACGUUCCUGAGCCUGCAGCAGAUGUUCACUGCCGCCAAGGAGAUCCAGGACUGGUUCACCGAGUGCGCGCGCGUCGUGUCGUCGGUGCGCGGCGAGUCGGUGGAGUGGGUGACGCCGCUCGGCCUGCCCGUCGUCCAGCCCUACUUCCGGCAAAACAACAAGCCGGCCAGCCGGCCGCUCGGCGACACGGGUCGCAUGAGCUCGCCCCACUUCUACCACGAGGCCUACGACCGGCCAAACGCCAUGAAGCAGCGGAACGCUUUCCCUCCCAACUUCAUCCACUCGCUGGACUCGUCACACAUGAUGCUGACCUCGCUGCACUGCCAGCAUGCUGACAUCACCUUCGUGUCCGUCCACGACUGCUACUGGACCCACGCCGCCUCCGUCGACGCCAUGAACAAGGUGUGCCGGGAGCAGUUUGUGGCGCUGCACAGCCGGCCGCUUCUGCAGGAGCUGGCCGAGGGCCUGCUGGGCCGGUUCGGCUACCCGUCGGAUGGCCGGCUGCCGGAGCCGGCCUCGCACAGCCGCCUCAACAGCGUUCUGGCGGCCGUGCCCGAGCAGGGCGACUUCGACCUGCGCCGAGUGCUCGAGUCGGUCUACUUCUUCAGCUGA